Neltuma alba is the source of this 2157-nucleotide messenger RNA. RefSeq names its product protein ACCELERATED CELL DEATH 6-like. Lineage: Eukaryota; Viridiplantae; Streptophyta; Magnoliopsida; Fabales; Fabaceae. The record is from RefSeq and is a predicted model, not a curated record. The transcript has 3 exons. Gene Ontology annotation, cellular component: plasma membrane. Gene Ontology annotation, molecular function: protein binding. The coding region runs from base 1 to 2157 and encodes 718 amino acids.
AUGGCCGAUUCGGGCUCUGCUGAAAUAAGGUUAGAUGUGGCUGCAACAAAUCAGCAGUCCAGCGCAUUUAGCAGCAAAGUUACGAGUGAGCUAAUGGAAAGGCAAUUACGUGGUGAUAUGGCAUUUCUUGGCCGCAACAGGAUGCCUAAUCUGAUGAAUAAGCUGGGCAGUUCAUUAGUUGAUGAUGUACAAACUUGUGGCAAUGAAAAGAUGCGUGAACUGAUGAAAAAGCAAUUCAGUUCAUCGGUUGAUGAUAUGCCAUUUUUUGACAAUAUGGUACAUAUCAUGCAUUAUGAGUUGCACGAGGCGGCUUGUGAUAAAAACGCAGAUGCAGAUAGGUUUGUAAAUCUACUGGAGCAAGCGUGUGAAGAAAAUCAUGUUGCCUUGGCCACCCUUUUCAAUCAUGUCACUCCCACAGGUGACUCGUUGCUUCAUGUUGCAGCUGAACAUGGGAGUGAACAAGUUUUAUGUCUUAUUGCUUUUCACUAUCCUAAGCUUUUGUACAGGACAAAUAUGAAAGGUGAUACUCCGCUUCAUGUUGCUGCCAGAGCCAAGAAUCUUGUCGCGAUUAAGAACAUUCUCGACAUGGAUAAGCAUUUCACGACAUCUGAAAAGGAGGCUGAAUCUAUGGACAAAGUGGAGUUUAUAAUGUUACGCAACAAUUAUGGGAGGACAGCUUUGCACGAAGCUGUUUUGAGCAAGGAUUAUUCUGUGGUUCUUUUCCUUUUAGGUGCACAUAGGCGAAGUGAUCUACCCGCCUACUGGACCUGGAACUACGAUUUUAGCUGUAAAUCGCCAAUGUAUUUAGCAGUUCUGAUAAGGGACAAGGGUAUUCUCUAUCUUCUCUUGAGGUUAAUUCCAAUCCCCUCAGGCAAAGCCAUGUCAAAUGGGGACUCUCCACUUCAUGCUGCAAUAUCAGAACGAACUAAAUAUCUAUUGAAAAAGAUUGUUGAUACGAAAAAAGAGCUACUGUAUCAAAGAGAUGAGAACAACAACACUCCCCUUCAUUAUGCAGCAUACUCUGGUUACAUGGAAGGAGUUUCUAUAAUGUUAGAAACUUCUCCCAUGAUUGCUUUUCAACGAAACUCAGAUGGCAACCUUCCAAUUCACCUCGCCUGCGAAAAGGCCAAUGUUAAAGUGGUCGAAAAGUUGCUCAAAAUAGAGUGGUCUAAUGCUGGAAUUUGGUUGAAUAAUAAAGGUCGGAACAUUCUUCACAUUGCAGCAAUGAAGGGAAAUCUUCAAGUGAUAAAAUAUCUACUGAAGCACCCCAAGAUUCAUCAUGACGCUAUCAAUUUGAGAGAUGUAAAUGGAGAUACUCCCUUGCAUUUGGCUUCAAGAGAAUUGCGUCUUUGGACUUUACUCCUUCUGUCAGAACACAAAAGGAUCAACAUGAACCUAGUCAAUAACAAAGGUUUAACAGCUCGAGAUGUUAUUUUGAUGCAAUGUAGAAUUCCACUAACAACUCGAGAGAUUCUAGCAAAUGGAAUUUUAUAUAACGCUGGUGGGAACCUGAAGGCAAAUAUGCUGAGCGUGCCACUCACAAGAUCCAUCAAUAAAGAAUGGAAUGUGACGGAUCUAGCAAACACACUCAUACUUAUGGCCACACUCAUAGCCACAGUGACUUUUGCAGCUGGUUUCACAAUACCGGGUGGGUUUUACUCAUCGGAUGGCCCAACCCCAGGACAAAGGGGUAUGGCACUUUUGGCCGAUCAAGCCCUAUUCAAUAAAUUUAUGACUUGUAACACUAUUGCUAUGUAUAGCUCCAUUCUUGCUUCGAUCAUUCUUCUGUGGGUCCGACUUGGAGAUCUUCGUGCGGCGACACAAGCAUGUGCGCAUGCUGUGGCAUUAGUUUUUGUGGCCCUUCUAACAAUGGGCGUUGCGUUUCUCUGUGCUACACGCUUGAUCGUGAGCAAUAACACUGAAGUUGCGGACAAUAUGAGUACCAUUGGAUUCACCUUCAUUUACGCAAUUAUGUUUUAUUUUAUUCUGAGAUGGUUUCCACUUCCAUGUCGCUGUCCCGUGUUUCGUCAAAUCGUAGGCUUAGUUGUUAGGAUCCAUGUUGUUUUAGCCUAUGGAUGGUCUGAUCCUUGGUACAGCGAUUUUGUCGGCAAUGUCAGCCUAGUCGAUCAAGAUGAUGCCAAAAAUCAAAUCAAAUGA